Molecule: messenger RNA, 756 nt
Organism: Echinococcus granulosus
Lineage: Eukaryota; Metazoa; Platyhelminthes; Cestoda; Cyclophyllidea; Taeniidae
Exons: 4
Coding region: 1-756 (251 amino acids)
Source: RefSeq, a predicted model, not a curated record
AUGAGGUGGCAUAUAUUUGUUUCAGAAGACCAAGCAGUUACAUAUGAAUUGAAGAUAAAUCAGCUAGAGGAAUUUGAAGAAGCCUUUAAAAAACUGGGUGAUCUGUUGGGUGUGACUGAAGUUGAAAAAAUCGUGGAAAUUUUCAUAUCUAAAGAAGCCGAAAUAAACCGCGCAGUGGAAUACACAAACGCCCAGGAUUUUGACUGUUCAAAAAUCAAAGAAGAAAUUGAUCAACUUGAAGAGAAAAAGGUCCAAACUCUAGACGAAAUGAAGGCUAACGCUAAACUCUUUCGGGAGCAAAUAUUGCACCUGGACGAAAAGUACACAAAUGCAAAGGCGAAGGCGGUGGCUUUGGCGAGAUCACUCAGAAGGGCAAGAAGGAAGGCUAAGCACGUUCUUAGAGGGAUCAAAUUUCUCACAGUAGUCGUACAUCUCGACACCGACGCAGAAGCUGAUUUGGACUCGUCACCGCAGGGUAGAGUGGAGAAAACAAUGAUGGCGUUGGAGCAACGGAUUGGCCAAAUUUACGACCUUUACAAGGCGCUGAAAAAUAAGUCGGAAGAUGGUAUAACCACAAAAGUGCCUGACACCCCAACAAAUCUUCAAACUGAUUCUGCAAUCAGCGAAGACAGUGCAACCACAGAUGGGAUAGAUGAUCUACCAUCAGUAGGAGAAACAUUUGACGAGAUUUCCGUGGAUUCGGGAAACAUAUCGCAGCCAAUCAGUGAGGCCCAACUCCGAAAGUUGAUGCUCUGA